AUGGUAAAUACCGCACCCUACUCGAGAGCGAUAAGAUCGAUACCUUCGCAUCCACGGCCUACCUCUGCUCUGGAAACCUGUUUGCUGAGACAGAAGGGUUCAUAUCUGCUAUCCAAGAUCAGUUCAUCGCAACUAAAGUAUAUAAAAGAAACAUAA
Acanthoscelides obtectus is the source of this 156-nucleotide messenger RNA. The record is from the annotation of a GenBank genome assembly. Lineage: Eukaryota; Metazoa; Arthropoda; Insecta; Coleoptera; Chrysomelidae.